This is a messenger RNA of Symbiodinium pilosum, 675 nucleotides long. The record is from the annotation of a GenBank genome assembly. Lineage: Eukaryota; Dinophyceae; Suessiales; Symbiodiniaceae.
AUGUCGCAGGAACUCCCUGAUGACCUCAGUUUGGCGUUCGACUUGGACUUGGAAGCUCCGCCGAUAUACUACAACAAGGCGGACUAUAUUCAAACUGCUUCUGGUAACAAGGUCAGCCGAAAUUCCGUACUUUGUGGGUCGCAGAAUAUCUCGCUCGUGGGCAACUCCGUUGUCAAGCCGGGAGUGGUACUCAGAGGUGACCUUCAGCUUCUCAAGAUAGGCAAGUUCGUGAUUAUUGGAGAUGGCUGCGUGCUACGGCCUUCUUACAAGAAGUACAAGGGAAACAUAGCCUUCUUUCCCAUGAGCAUCGGGGACUAUGUGACCAUUGGGCCAAAGAGCAUUGUUUGCGCUGCCCAGAUAGGUUCUUGUGUAGAUAUUGGCGAGAACUGUGUGAUUUCAAAGCGGUGCAUAUUGAAGGAUAAUUCCAUAAUUCUGCCUGGCACAAUCUUGCCGCCGGACACCAUCGUUCCUCCGCUGACAGCUUUUGGAGGCGUUCCUGGCAGGUAUUUGGGGGACAUGCCAGAGUCACAGCCAUUUGUGCAGAAGGAGCAUGCCAAAACAGAGUACAAGAGGUUCCUUCCGCUUGCAAAAGGUGGUGGAGGUGCAACUCCAACAGCUUCGACACCAAAGGCCAAAACACCCAAAAGCCCAAGCAGUGCCCAGCUGUCUCCAUAG